Messenger RNA from Schistocerca piceifrons (Central American locust), 825 nucleotides. RefSeq names its product elastase-1-like. The coding region runs from base 1 to 825 and encodes 274 amino acids. Gene Ontology annotation, molecular function: serine-type endopeptidase activity. Lineage: Eukaryota; Metazoa; Arthropoda; Insecta; Orthoptera; Acrididae. The record is from RefSeq and is a predicted model, not a curated record. Gene Ontology annotation, biological process: proteolysis. The transcript has 7 exons.
AUGAAGCAGCUACUAUGUGUCCUGCUCGCCUCAGUGGUGGCCGCCCAGGGGCCGCUGGUGGAGAAUCCUAGAUCCGACUACACUGACUUUGCAUGGGGCGACUCAGCAGCAGACGGCGCGGCCGUGAGGACGGGUCGCAUCGUGGGCGGCGGGGCGGCAGCGCGCGGCCAGUUCCCGUUCGCCGCGUACGUCAACGUGGCCGGCACGACGGCGUGCGGCGCCGCGCUCAUCACCGACGGCUGGCUGCUGACCGCCGGCCAGUGCAUCUACUCGUACAUGGAGUGGACCAUAUACCUGGGAGUAAUUGACCUGGUAACGACGGACGACUACUCAGUGGUCAUCGUGACCAACUCAGGGUUGGAGCACCCCGGCUAUGACGCCACCACGUUGAGGCACAACAUCGGACUCCUGAGUGUGCCCGGAAGAGUCUUCUUCAACCAAUACGUGACGCCUGCCGCGCUGCCGCGGUACUCAGACGUGGACAGCACUUUUGAAGGCGUCGACGUCAUGGUCACCGCCUGGGGGGCCCAGGCAACAGGCGGUGCGGCGGCACAGACCAUGUGGUACGCUUACUUCCAGCCGGUAGCCAUCUGCAGCCCCGCCUGGUCCUACUGCGGCAUUGGGCGCUACAACGAGGCCAUCUGCACGGGUGACUUCGGGAGUCCGAUGCAGCGCGCCGAGUCCACUGGGAACUACACGUUGGUGGGCGUCGCCAGCUUCAUACAGGGCACCACCACCUGCGAGGGUGCCACCUCUGGCUUCACCAUGGUGGCCGCCUACCUCGACUGGCUCAACCGGCACACGCAGCUGGAAAUCCUCCCUUGA